Molecule: messenger RNA, 1023 nt
Organism: Effrenium voratum
Lineage: Eukaryota; Dinophyceae; Suessiales; Symbiodiniaceae
Source: the annotation of a GenBank genome assembly
AAAACUCGUGAGCCCGGUUUCGCUGGUCGAAGCCAUGUCCAAGAUGUGGCUGGGAGCGCUGGUGGUGGGAGGCGUCAUCUACGUCACCUUGAAGGAGCGGAUCCUCCGGAGGUUCGAGAUGAAAGGGGGGCGUGCGGUGCCGCUGUGGUUGGCGAGGCUGGUGCUGGACGGGUUAACUUGCUACUCGAGCUUCAUGGGGGUUCGCGAAGUCUCCGUGGGCGGCGAGCUGAAUUGUGAUCGCUCGAAGAAAUACAUGAUCGUGUGGCAUCCGCAUGGCUUCAUCACCUGGGUCCCGUUUUUCCUGGCCGGGAAGUACGCCUUGGACGCGCAGCCGGCCGGGGAGCGCUGGUUCCCAGUGGUGGCCCCGGUGCUCUUCCGGAUCCCCAUCUUCGGGGAGGUGCUGGCGAUCCUGGGGGGCCGGCGAGUGGAGCGGAAGGUGGUCGAGAAGCUCCUGGCCCGCGGAGACUCCAUUGCCAUUCAGCCUGGGGGUGUGAAGGAGCAGGCCAAGACCAGCGAGGUGCAAGAGCAGGCCUUCUUCCCCGCGAGAUUGGGCUUCAUCCGUCUGGCAAUCAGGUACGGGGUGGAUUUAUUGCCCGUCUACUUCUUCGGGGAGAACCAGCUCUACAAGAGAGUUGAUGGUUUGGAGUGGCUCUCCAAUUUGAUCAACAAGACCACAGGAAUGACCCUUCCGAUCGUCACCGCACGCUUCGGCAUUCCCAUGGCCGGGCCCAUUCCCAUUCCGACCGACAUACACACUCGCUGGGGCCGUGCGGUUCCCGUUGGACCGAGAGAGGAGGAACCCAGCGAUGAGCACGUGGAGGAGGUCUUUUGCAGGUAUGUGACGGAACUCCGAAGACUCUUCCGAGAGCACGCCAAGGACUGCCUUCCGCCGGAGAUUGCGAAUCGUGGGCUCAAGAUCGUCCGAUUGGAUGGGAGGCCCCUCCCACCAGAGGUCAAUGGGCCAAAGUCCUGACUGGGUCAUGAUUUUCACAGUUUCUCUGGGUGUGUCCUUUUUUUUGGAGG